Molecule: messenger RNA, 9204 nt
Organism: Pelobates cultripes (western spadefoot toad)
Lineage: Eukaryota; Metazoa; Chordata; Amphibia; Anura; Pelobatidae
Source: the annotation of a GenBank genome assembly
GGGCAGGGUUCGCUGGUCAUUGUACGGGGAGGCUGCAGAGAGAACGCUGGGCGCAACACAACUGCCCUAACUGUGGUCAUAAUAUAGCGGGCUCUGCUCCAUAGCCAUAUAGACUACCGUGCGGGCAGAAUCUGGAACUGCCCCACCUGAGCCCACUGUGAAUAUCAGCACCGUAGCCAGCUGCCCUCUUACCCCCUGUUAGCCGACACUAGGUGACAAUGAGGUUGUCUCCGCGGGCAGCUAGUCCAGUCCCAGAAAUCAUGUGCAGUCAGUGCAACGGAGGGUGCAACAACAAGGUAAGCAGAGCAAGCCGGCCAGUGCAGGGCCUCCUCUGUGGGUACAAACAUGGUCCUUCAAUGCUAUGUGCCAGGAUACCAGGGGUCUGGUCAACUCCCCCUCCUCCGGCUAAAAGAUGCUACUAAUGCCAGGGUAGGGGUGUUUACCACCCCCAGUUCAUUGUUUGAUUGGUGCCCCCAAGAGGUGUUUGCCACCCCCAGUUUAUGGUUUAAUGAUUGGUGCCCCCAAGAGUUGUUGCCACCCCCAGUUCAUUGUUUGGUGCCCGUUGUGCCUGGGCAGUGGAGGCUGUUUGUGCCAGCUCUCUUGCAUGAAUAGUUUCACAGGCUUGCAUCAGUCAGGGCUUACACUGGGCUAAAAGGGGCUGAGACUAGAUGUGAUGAAACAAUGUGUCCUUAAUUCCAGUUUUUGACAACAGGAUUCUGCUUUUGGAAUGUUGGAAGUUGCUUUUUAGUAAGCACAGUUUCCCCCCGUCCCCCAUCACAUUAUACAGUUAAUUUUGCUUUUUGUGUAGUUUUUCCUCGAGAGUUGACCUACGAUCUGCUUAAAAUAUGCCACUGGUAUCCCUUAAUCCUUGAUUGGGUCACUCGUUAUGUUUCUUUCUUUGGAAACCUCAAAUUGUCCAAUUCUUGCCCUCAAUGCAUAAUUCUAGAUCCUUCUUCCUGUUGUUCACAUUCAUUUAAACCACUUUUUCCUCUGCAGCCUCUUUCUCUGUAUUUUCAUAGAUCUCUUCCUUCCAUUCUUUUCAUAGUUUAUCACAUUACUAUUUAACAAUGUAAGUUAUAUUCACUAAAGAAUGAAUAAAAAACCAAAUUGCAAAAACUUGAGUAAAUUCUGCAGUUUUCUUUUUGGCCUAUAUUUAGCAAUUUAGGUUUUGGUUGACUAUAAAAUGUAUGUUUGUUAAACAUUUAAGCAUUCAACUUCACGUCAUCCUCUCCCCACUCUAAUCUCUCAUUUUACAGUACUUUGUCCUUUUAUUAAUAUUAUACUUGGGACUUGUACAUAUUCGCAUAACCUAAGUGUCGCAGUGUUACAUGAAUUGCAGCACAAAAAAAAAUGCUUAUUGUCUUGUAACUGUGUUUUGUUUUUUGUUUUGUUUUUUGUCUAUUGGUUUUGCACUUCCCUCUGGGUAUCAUAAGUUGGAAUCUAACACUGAUCCUCUUUUGAUCACUUAGUGUCUGAUAUCACUCCUAAUAUCCAAGAUUCCUGCAUCCAUUGACCCUUGUUUUAAGUGUACAUAAGUGUGUCCUAUUUGGCAUGAGGACUGCUGACCCUCUCAUGUCAGGAACAUGUAGGGGCAAGUCUGUAUGGGCAGGAUGUUCAUUGAUUGCAUCUUUGCUUUACUGCUAAGAGCUGAAACGUUGAACUUCUAGCGAACCCUACACUUUCCUUUUAAGACUCAGCAUAUUUGAUUUCUAGUGGUUUGACUCAUUGACAUGAUUGGAAUUGCCUUGACUUGAGACACUCUUGAGAACCGUCGCAGAGGCUAAAGUAAUAUUUUUAGGUAUUGCGCCAUGCUACAGUAUUUGGGAUUAGUCUGCUGAGUUCGAUGAAUCCUUAAUGCACAUCUGCUGCAGUGGAGAAGUUGCCUCAUCAUAGAAGUCUGACCUAUAAAUUUACAUAUGAUGCUGUGCAUCAUCAAUUUGUAUAUUCAGCUGCUGUGUUGUUCAUGUCUUUCUAGAUUUCCAUAUUAAGCUAAAUUUUUUUGCAUAUGCUUUCAGAACUCGGUAGUCUUUUGUGUGUGUGCGAGCAUGCAUAUGUAUGUCAAAUCUAAUUGUGCACAAACCCAUUUUUUUAAAUGAAAAGAAACAAAACCACGUAAAACCUACUUUUAUAAAAAGGCGAAAUGCACCUUCUUGCAGUAUGUCAUGAAAGUAGGGGGGAAUGAAAUUUGCAGUGUCAUCAUGUGUUGACAUCCAAUAAUGGGUGGUCCCUGCCCCUAGAUCUCUUCCCCCUCCCCCCUCUCAGUUCAUACCUUGUUUAUUUUUACUUUUGCUUUGUCUAUGCAGUGGAUACUGUGAAAUUAGAAGCUGGGAUAUUGUUUGUGUAUUAAUCAAAUUAUCCAAGAUUUUUUGGUUUACCUUAGUAGGACCGGAUUCUGUAUCCGUAGUUACCUGCUGGGAAACAAAGCAGUAUUUACCAGCUCUGCAGAUCUAUUGUUGGCGUACUUGGUAUGCUAGCGUUCCUAUGGGAAAGAAUAAGAAUGAAUAAAUCCCUAAAGGACCAAAAUGAUCACAUUUGGCAAAAUCCAGAUUGGGUAUUGUUAAUGUUUUUAGGAUUUCAGUCACGUCUACAGUUGUACCAUGAACAUACUCGUCUUUGUGCUUUUAAAUCGUCAAUAUUUCUCUGUAUUUUUCUUGUUUGUCAACAAGUCACUGAUGUUUACUCCCUCAAUCCCACCCGAUGCUUAAUGGAUGCAUUGAGGGUUUCUUGUAGAAAGCUGUAGAUUUAACUUCAGAAAUCCAAUUUUCUAUUGCCUUUGUCUAAAUUUGUCUGCAGCGUGGCUAUUAUGGUUGUUCAGCAGUAAAUCCAUUAGGGUUCAUACAUAUGUACAGAUAUUUUGGGACCUAUUGAGGAGCUUGGUAGACCUGCUGCAGCUGUUUACUGAACAGUCUUCCUUUCACAGUGAAGAAUUUAAAUGAGUGAUGUAAUCUAUGACAAAUGUAAAUCACACUUAAAGAUCUCUGUAGUGUAUGCUUCAGAUUGCACAUAUUGAGUUAUAUUUUACAGGAAUUGGGACACUUGUUUAAUUAAAUAUUCCUGAAAUUUGCACACUAAUCUAAACCUAGUUUGUCACAGAAUGGAUUAAACCGUAAACUAGACCCGCUCUACCCACUCUUAUUCAUAUUGUAUAGAUUUUAUACACCAAGCUAGAUUGUCACCUAUGACUCUACCUAUAGGGUUAAUGUGUUUGGGGCAUUUAAAUUGAGAGUAAUAACACGUAAUACGCAUGUUAGUGAAUGGAAACCAGCAAUUAAGAGCCUGGUUAAUUACGUUUGUUCACUUUAUUAUAACCAGCCCCUUAUUGGUUUACUAAGCUAGUUAGUUCGAAAUAAGAAGGCACUGUGUUAAACUGGCUAGAUGACGUCAUAAGGAAAGGGAAUAUAGUUUGUCAGCCCCUGGUCAGAGUGCGUUUUUUCUUAUUUCCGUUUCAGAAAUCCCCCUUUUCUAUUGCCAGGCCUAGAGAAAGGAAGCAGGCAAGCUGGGAAACUAACUCAAAACAUUGUAUAAGCUUAUGUCUAUGAUAUUAAAUAUUUGUUUUGUUUUUUAUUCCCCAUCACAGUUUAAUCUACCCAGCACUUCAGUUCUUCAUAUUCUAUAAACAAUACUAUAAAUGACCAUGUUAUAGUAGGCAUAAAUCGGAUUAAACCAUGUGACUCAAAUCCUUGCUUUGCAUCUGCAAUCCAUAGAAAUUAAGAAUACAUGUACCCAUGGUCAUUUUUGGCUCCUCCUUCCGUAGCAUCCCUUUUAACGUCAAAAUAAAAUCAAUGUUCUUACGCCCAUGGCAGUUUUGUUGAAACAUGACAUUUACAGUCAGGGAUAUAAACCUUUCUAUCUUUGUGUAUACAUAGUAUGGUCCAAGAAGAUAUAGCUUGUUGAAGUAAUUACAAUUUUCACUCAUGUAAAUGUUUAUAUUAACAUUUAUUUUCCCCUUUUCUAGGAAAUGGGCAUCCGUGUCCCUCACCCAUUAGGACAUGGGCCUAGUCGAUUUAUUCCAGAAGAAGAGGUUGGUGAAUUUUUUUUUUUUUUAAGCCAUUUAUUGAAUUUUUCUUUACAGUAAAUACGGAGUUCCUCCAAUCUGAUGCUGUACCUAUAGCCAGGGACUGUAUUGAAGUACACUUCUCACACUGUAGCACAAUAUUGUCCCAUAGAAUUGAAUAAGGUUAUCAUUUGCAGAUUCUUUAUAUAGCUAUCAGAAGACCGAUAACUGCCUGUAUCUUUACUGCAUUUGCUAAUACACUGCACUUCAUGUCUACAGGGAUUUGCUGAGGGCUUGUGUUUGUAUAGGAGAAGUGCCAAGCAUAUACUGAUAACAUAACACAGAAAUGGCAGAACUAGUUUGCUUCAGUUUGGAAUCUAGUGCUACCAAUGUUGAUGGUGGUCAAUUUGUAUUGUAUUGCAUUUUCUGGAAUAUAUUUGUAUUGCUUAUUCUACACAAAACAUGGCUAGUUUACUUUUUUGGUAAACUAGGUAUUUUGCAGUUUUAUUACUAUAUAUGAUGAGGGUGAAUGUAUAAAAACUGAAUAUGCAUAAUUUGUGAGUUAGAUUACUGCCACUAAUACAGCAUUUUCUUGUAGAAGAUAUAGCUGUAAGUAUAGUAAAUUCUGUGAGUGGUGUACAUGUCUGGGCUAUAACUGGCCAACUCUCUGUCCAAUCCUUUUCUGCAGAUUCUUCAAGUUGGGAAUGAAGAUGCCAAUAUGCACUCGGUGUUAGCCGAAGCCUUUGCAGAUCUGGGUCGCCUGGAUAAUAUAACUCUGAUUAUGGUGUUUCACCCCCAGUAUUUGGAAAGCUUUCUGAAGACACAGCAUUACUUGCUGCAGAUGGAUGGUCCUCUCCCAGCGUGUUACCAGCACUACAUUGGGAUUAUGGUGGGUAAAUGUGUGUUAUAAAGUAGUGACUGUAUCUAACUUGCUUGUCCAAUCCAGGCACUGUAUGUGUUCAAACACAUUUGGGACAUGAAAGAAUUUGGGAUAUAAUAUCUUAUUUGGUCAGAUACAGAAUUGUGAUUACUGACAAAUAAGUAAAAGUUUCCACAUUUAAUUUUCUAAGAUAUGUCAAUAAAGAUCACAUGCAAAUCUUGCUUUGAUAUGUUUACUGAAAGCUUUUUUUAAAAUAUAUGCUGCCAUUCACUGUAUAGUUAAUAAAAGUACGUUGGAUCCUUCACCGGCCCUUAUAGUUUUAAUAUAGUGUUUUGGGCUACCUUAAUUGCUGCAGGUAGACUCAUUUAUUUUUAAUUUUUUUCUCCACUCUAGGCUGCAGCGAGACACCAGUGCUCUUAUCUCGUUAACCUGCACGUUAAUGACUUCAUUCAUAGUGGGGGAGAUCAAAAAUGGCUGGAUGGUCUAGUAAAUGCCCCUCAAAAGCUGCGCAAUUUGGGAGAAUUAAAUAAGAUGUUGGCUCACAGACCCUGGUUGAUCACAAAAGAACACAUUGAGGUAGACUGCCUCUCGAUACAACUUGUGGAUUACAAUAUUAUAUUGAUUUUGUCUAAAUACUAAUCAAUGACAAACUCUUCAAAGUUGUUUUUUUUUCUUUGUGCUAUCUUACAGCAACUGCUAAAAACUGGAGAACACAGCUGGUCUUUGGCAGAAUUGAUCCACGCAGUAGUUCUUCUCGCACACUAUCAUUCCUUAGCUUCUUUCACAUUCGGUUGUGGAAUAAAUCCUGAAAUUCAUAACGAUGGAGGCCACACGUUCCGGCCAUCAUCUCUAGGCAACUAUUGCAUCUGUGAUAUCACAAAUGGCAACCAUGAAGGCCAUCAUCCAACAGGAAGUGUGACAGUAAGUGAACUCCUUGUCGAUACAAUUUUUUGUUUUUCUUACAUAAAGCAUGUGAGCAUUGUUUUUCCUGUGGCUUAAAAUUUUUUUUUUUUUUUUUUUAAAUUCAUAUUUGUAUUUAUAUUUCAGCCUUCUGAAUCCUCUUGUGAAGUUGAAGCUUUGAUGGAGAAAAUGAAGCAACUUCAGGAAAGUAGGCCUGAUGAAGAAGCAACUCAAGAAGAGAUGGCAACGCGUUUUGAGCGUGAGAAGAGUGAGAGCAUGUUGGUCAUUGCUGCAGGUAAAGAAUAGUACUUCAUAUACAAAGUGUAGGUAAUAGUUUCAAUAACCUCAGCUGUAUGUAAGAUGAGCAGGAUCUGCCAUGGUAUGUCAAUGGCUUAAUACAGUGAGGUGGCUACCUUGUAGCUAAAUGGGGAAAUAUUCUUUCAUGUGAGAUUAAUACAACAGCCAAUAGUAGGAAACCUAUAGAUUUGCAUUAAUUGGCUGUGUCUACACAUGUUGUAAUAGACAUUAUUCAUAAGUUGCAUCAUUUAAAAAAAAAAAAAGAAAGAAAAAAAAAAAAGUUGGGCACUUUAAUAUUUUAUUCUUACAAAUGCUAUUGAGGUGUUGUACUGAGGUGGUUCAGUAUUUAAAACCUUCUUAAUAGCUGCCUUUGUCUUUCCCCAUACAAAGAUGAAGACCCAUCACCAGCUAGAAAUGUAUCCCGACAUUUUGAAGACACCAGUUAUGGAUAUAAAGACUUCUCCCGCCGUGGAAUGCAUGUGCCUACUUUCAGAGUGCAGGUAAUAAAUAUUGCAAUGGUUUUUACAAUCGGUGGUCUCCAACACAGUCCUCGUGUAACACCCGCAGUCCAGGUUUUGACAGUAUCUCAAUUUGAAUAAAAAAAGGAAAUGCAUAAAUUCUGUACUUGGUGGUCCAUGAGGACUGGGUUGGGGGACCAUUGUUCAAGAUUAUGUGUAAACCAUAGGCGUUGAUCUCUGGUAUUUAUGAUUUUUUUUUUUUUUUUUUUUAACCAUAAAUAUUAAAUACAACUUUUCUUAAUGAUAUGUGGUUCUUGUUUCCUAAUAGGAUUACUGCUGGGAAGACCAUGGCUACUCUUUAGUUAAUCGUCUCUAUCCAGAUGUUGGGCAGCUACUAGAUGAAAAGUUUCAUAUUGCUUACAACCUUACUUAUAAUACCAUGGCAAUGCACAGUGACGUUGAUACUUCCACACUGAGACGUGCCAUAUGGAAUUACGUUCACUGCAUGUUUGGAAUAAGGUGACUGUCAUUUAUUAGUCCAUUUGGGAUAUUUAACAUCCGUGUUUAGUAGGGUAUUUUUUUGGGGGGAGGCAGAGGGGAGGGUGUUUUUUUGUGAGCUGGAAGAAAAACUUGGUGGCUGUUCAAAACUGAGAUUAAUUGUGGGAGCGAUACGUAAAAAAAAAAAAAAAAAAAUUACAUUUUUUUCCCUUAAACUUAAGCACAGUUAAUUUUGCCUGAAAGUAAACCUGCCACUUGUGGAUGUAGUGCUAAAAACCCUACUGUAACUUUGUAAGAUAUUUGUAGAAUAUGGCUAGAUUGAGUAACCUAGUUCAGAGACUUCUAGUUUUGUUUGUUUUAAUAUGGUAUUAAUGUUCUGCAGGUAUGAUGACUACGACUAUGGAGAAAUCAAUCAGUUACUGGACCGCAGUUUUAAAGUUUACAUAAAAAAUGUGGUGUGUAGUCCAGAGAAAACCACAAAGCGAAUGUAUGACAGUUUUUGGAGGCAAUUCAAGCACUCUGAAAAGGUGAGCUAUGAGUUAUUUAUUUUAAAUUUAAAUACCGAAUUGUCUAUAACUUGAUGUGUCUUGUCUAGUUGAAUAUGUUGGCAUGUAUUAGAUAUUUUUAAAUAUUAUAGUAGCUGUCUUCGCCUUCUGAUAACACUAACGGAAUGGUAACUUGCCCUUCACUGUAACUCGACUAAUGACCAAAGUCUGCCAAUAGUAGAGUUGCAGGUACUGGAAAAAACCAUAAACAAUCUUUAAAGAGACACUAGAGUCAGUGCAGUGGUCCUGUCCUUUUUAACUCUGCAAUAUAAAUCAUUGUAUUUUAUUAAAUAUAAAUAUAUAAUUUUCUACAUUGCAGGGUUAGGUCCACCACUAGUGCCUUUGUAUUCAUUCCACUGGCAUUUCUCCCUUUCUAUUUCAUUGACAACAAAAAGUUUAAUGAAUUGUAAUGUGGGGCAAUAUUAACUUUUUUUUCUUUGUUUGUUUAGGUCCAUGUUAAUUUGCUUCUUAUGGAAGCGAGAAUGCAAGCGGAACUGCUUUAUGCUCUGAGAGCAAUCACUCGGUAUAUGACCUGAGUUCAUCAGACUUGACUUAAAGAAAGUUUCAAAAGUUCCUUAUGGGUUCUGAACUUCUUCCGGGUGCCCUUGGCCUCUUUGGUAGCUAAUAUUUCAGAUAUCCAUUGUGCCAUAACUCAUAUUGGCUGUUUACAGUCACUGAAAGACCGUAAACAACUUACAGAUCAACGUUGUAAUGACAGGAUGCCAUCGUCCUAUCUUGUCAUGAAUGUGCAAGGCUUAUCUGUACAUUGCAAUCCAGCAGUCACAUGUGUAUCCGGUUAUGGCUACAUAGGCAUUAUGAGUUUCAUUUUCUACUUUCCCAAGAAGGUGGACUGGGAAAUAUAUGCUUUUCUCAUAAGUGUGUACAUUAAACUGGUGCUGCUAUUCUGCUGAACCGUGACAACCGAUGCAGGCGUCCUAAUGAAGCUAUUUAAUAAAAAAUAAAAAAUAAAAAGUAAAAAAAGAUUAAUGGAGAAGGUGAACAUUUCUACAACCUGAGCCUAUUCUUACAUGUUUGCAUUUUUUCCUUUACAUUUGUGUGCUCAUUUGCAAAUUGGCCAUAUCCGGCAAUCCUCCUGCAUCCUUAUUUUGCAGGUUACGGCUCACUUUUGGCUAUGUUUUUGCUGUUAAAAUUAAAAGCUGUGAGAAUUUUUUUUUUUUUUUAACAUCUUUUCCAUAAUGGUUGAAAUCUAAGUUGUCUUCCUGAAAAUUUGUAUAUAUUUUCACAAUCUGCUCAGAAUUUUCACAACUACAAGGAAUGUGGAAUAUACCUCUUGGUUGUGGGAUGUACACACACUUGGUAUUUGCAAGUUGCCAUUCAGUUUCCUGUAUCUGGAGUACAGAAAGUGAGUUGGGUAGUGAACGGACUUCAUUUAUUAAUGUUUUGAAUUAUUGGUCAACAGUUUGCAGCUGCUUAAUACAACACCGUUGGAUUUUUUUUUUUUUUUUUUUAAAGAAUAACAGGUUUAAUAAUGUGAAAAGUUGAGAGGAAAAAAAACUGGUUAACUGGUUUUGGGAAACAAAUGUAAAAACUGAAGACUUAUGAAAUUUGUGAAUGUUAAAAACUUUCAAAGUCUCUGCACCUUUUUUUUCUUAAAUAAAAAGUUAAAGCAAA